Equus quagga is the source of this 1078-nucleotide messenger RNA. RefSeq names its product N-alpha-acetyltransferase 10, NatA catalytic subunit (gene NAA10). The record is from RefSeq and is a predicted model, not a curated record. NCBI's taxonomy places the organism in Eukaryota, Metazoa, Chordata, Mammalia, Perissodactyla, Equidae. Gene Ontology annotation, biological process: N-terminal peptidyl-glutamic acid acetylation. Bases 286 to 993 code for a protein of 235 amino acids. Gene Ontology annotation, molecular function: protein N-terminal-serine acetyltransferase activity; protein-N-terminal-glutamate acetyltransferase activity. Gene Ontology annotation, cellular component: NatA complex. The transcript is spliced from 8 exons.
UCGCCCGGCCAUUGGUCCGCCCCACCCCGGCCCGCAGACAGGCCCCGCCCCGGCACUGGCCCGCCCCGCGCGUUGGCCGAGCGGCCUGGAGGGCGGGUCCGGCGGCGCGCACAUCCGGCCGGUGGCCGGGCCCGGCGCGCACCGCCCCUUCCGCCGCCGCUCCCGCGAGCCCAGACCUAGCUCCAGCCCCAGUCCCGGCCCGGCCGCCCCGGCGUCGCUUCGGAGCGCGGCGGCAGCUGACUGCGCGUUCACGCCCCGCGGGGAGCAGCGAGCCCCGCCGCCGUUAUGAACAUCCGCAAUGCGAGGCCAGAGGACCUGAUGAACAUGCAGCACUGCAACCUCCUGUGCCUGCCCGAGAACUACCAGAUGAAGUACUACUUCUACCACGGCCUGUCCUGGCCCCAGCUCUCUUACAUCGCUGAGGAUGAGAAUGGGAAGAUUGUGGGGUACGUCCUGGCCAAAAUGGAAGAGGACCCGGAUGACGUGCCUCAUGGACAUAUCACCUCACUGGCUGUGAAGCGUUCCCACCGGCGCCUCGGCCUGGCUCAGAAACUGAUGGACCAGGCCUCCCGAGCCAUGAUAGAGAACUUCAACGCCAAAUAUGUCUCCCUGCAUGUCAGGAAGAGUAACCGGGCCGCCCUGCACCUCUAUUCCAACACCCUCAACUUUCAGAUCAGCGAAGUGGAGCCCAAAUACUAUGCAGAUGGGGAAGAUGCAUAUGCGAUGAAGCGGGAUCUCACCCAGAUGGCCGACGAGCUGAGGCGGCACCUGGAGCUGAAGGAGAAGGGCAGGCACAUGGUGCUGGGCUCCAUCGAGAACAAGGUGGAGAGCAAGGGCAACUCACUUCCAAGCUCGGGAGAGGCCUGUCGUGAGGAGAAGGGCCUGGCUGCUGAGGAUAGCGGUGGUGACAGCAAGGACCUCAGCGAGGUCAGCGAGACCACGGAGAGCACUGAUGUCAAGGACAGCUCAGAGGCCUCUGACUCGGCCUCCUAGAGCCUGCAUGCGCUCCUCUCCCUGCCCUGGCCUGCUCAUCCCAUCCUCACCCUGUGAGGUUUCACAAUAAACUUCACCCAGUGGC